Molecule: messenger RNA, 1240 nt
Organism: Setaria italica (foxtail millet)
Lineage: Eukaryota; Viridiplantae; Streptophyta; Magnoliopsida; Poales; Poaceae
Product: transcription factor HEC1
Exons: 1
Coding region: 151-873 (240 amino acids)
Biological process (GO): regulation of DNA-templated transcription
Molecular function (GO): DNA-binding transcription factor activity; protein dimerization activity
Source: RefSeq, a predicted model, not a curated record
UCAAGAGAGACCAGAGAGACAAGAGCAGGCUGCUAGCUUUGCACCACUACUAUUAGCUCUUUCCCCCAACAAGCUCCUCUUGACCGACCUCGCUGUACACACACUCUUCAAGAACUUGCCAUCCAGUCGAGCUCUCGAUCACGGUCCUGAAUGGACUUCGACAUGCUGAAUUCCCACCCGGAGGCGCAGCUCGAGCUGAUGAACGCAAUGCUCCAGCUCGAGCAGCUCACCGCGUUCCCCGACCACGGCGCCAUGAUGAUGGUGCCGUCGACUCCCCCGUCGCCGCCGUGCAUGCAGCAAGCUCCUCACCACCACUUCUCCACGGUGCCUCAUCACAUGUCCACGGGCGGCGGCGCCAACGGCGGCCGCGCCACCUACCACGACGACCACCAGUACUCCACGGUCACAGCCCGCUCGGAGUCGUACGUGGCGCGGGACGUCUACCCUGCCGGCGGCGGCGGGGACAACGGCGGGGAUCAGGGCGGCGCCACCGCCGCCGUGGGGUCGUCGGCGAUGCGGGAGAUGAUCUUCCGCGUGGCGGCGCUGCAGCCGGUGAACAUCGACCCGGAGAUGGUGCGGCCCCCGAAGCGGCGCAACGUGCGCAUCUCCACCGAUCCGCAGAGCGUGGCGGCGCGGAUGCGGCGGGAGCGCAUCAGCGAGCGCAUCCGCAUCCUGCAGCGGCUCGUCCCGGGCGGCACCAAGAUGGACACCGCGUCCAUGCUGGACGAGGCCAUCCACUACGUCAAGUUCCUCAAGACGCAGGUGCAGUCCCUCGAGCGCGCCGCCGCGGCCAGCGGCCGCCGCCCGGCGGCGCCACCGGCGGACGACGGCGGCGCCGCACCCUACCCCGGCCGCGUCAACGGCCAGUGGUAGAUCGACCGAUGAUGGAACGAUCGCGCGCCGGGCGGCCACCCUUCCGUGUCCAGCUGACGGCCGGUCCGGCGGCAUGCAUGGCCAUGUUGUGAUCAUUAAUCGCCGUUGGACCUGGAGCUUUGCACGUACGUACUACGACGAACACCCGCGUCGGCAGCACUUGUACGAUCAUAUGUAGUGUAAAUUAUUAAGAUGAUGCACUUUUGGCUCGACGCCUUACAUUUUUACUAGUAAGUACCUAGAAAUGUAGCUUGUGACUGCCCUUUGCAUGCUUGCGACUAUACUCGCAGCACAUGGACACAUCACAUGUAGCUUGUACAUUGCACGCAUCUCAUGCUAUGAACGUGUUAAUUUCCAUUCGUUGCCA